UGACUUUUUUUAUAAAGAAUUAAAAAGAUGGGCUGAGGGAGCAACAUACAGUACAAAAAACAUGUAUUGAAUAUCGUAAGAUUAUUAUUAUCAUUUAUUUCUUUACUGUGUUUUAUGGUUGCUUUGGACCCCCCUGUGAAUCUGAAAUAGAGAUGAAUUGAAUACUGUAAUAUUGACUUCCACUGUUGUGUUUUAUGAAAUCCUCAUCCUAUCAAAGUCCAUGUCCUUGAGAUCGAACCAAGAAAAAUUCUGCAUUUUAUUGCAAACCGUGCAGUGUGGAGUCUGGUUUAUGUUCAUGCAGGACAAAAUGAGGAGUGUGUCUGCACUGCAUCGUGCUGUCCUGCUUAUCCGGAACCGCUUCCGCAGUUCACAACGUGGGUGACGAGCUGGAGAAACAAACCGUCUGCCCCCGCUGACACAGUUAACUGUGGAGGCCGCCGCCAGUCUGAUGGGGUGGGAUGAUGACUGGGAGGCGCCUGCCCUCUCAUUUACCCCCCGUUUCCUCCACACCUCUUUGUUUACACCUAGGAGCCGGUCAAGUCCAGAGGUGCAGCAGCUCCGCAGACUCCACUCCCUCCUGCCCUCGCCGGAACAGAAAGCAUGACCGUGUUUCUGCUCGGCCUCGCUGUGCUGCUCGGAGCUUCGCGCGCCGCUGACACCGUGGUCCCGGCGCAGCUCGGGCCGCCGCCGCUCGGGUUCAGCUCCUCGGUGCGCUCGGUGUGCAAACCCAUGCCGAGCACCCUGUCUCUGUGCCACGGGAUCGGCUACAGGCACAUGCGUGUGCCCAACUUGCUCGGCCACGAUUCGCUGAGGGAGGCCCAGCAGCAGUCGGUGGCCUGGCUGCCCCUCGUCUCCAAGCUGUGCCACCGGGACACCAAGAAGUUCCUGUGCUCGCUGUUCGCCCCGGUGUGCCUGCCGGAGCUCAGCGGGCCGGUCAGCCCCUGCAGGAGCCUGUGCGAGGCCGUGCGGGACGGGUGCGUCCCCGUGAUGAGCGCGUUCGGGUUCCCGUGGCCCGAGAUGUUUAACUGCACCCGGUUCCCGCGCGGGACCGAGCUGUGCAUCCCGGCGACCGGGGAGCAGGAAGGGCGGACGGCGGAGGAGGUGAAGCACGAGGAGGCGCUGAAAGGGAGUGUUAUCUGUGAUGCCUGCAGUCUGGCUGCAGAAGGAGAGACUGACAUCCAGGAAAACUUCUGCCACAGUCCAUAUGCAUUUAAGAUGCGUCUGGGCAGUGUGUCGACGGUGGGUGGGGACCGUCAACUGGUGCCUACGGCCCGCAGCCGCAUCCUGAGGUGGGCAGGGGGAGGUGCAGAGAGGGCAGAAGGGGUCGGAGGAGCAAUGGCGCACAGUGCUUUGUGGCUGCAAGAAGGAGGCACCUGUACUUGUCCCGGGUUAGAUUCAGCAGGCACAAAUGAAGACCAAGGGUUAGAGGAGGAACACGUGGAAAAGGGACAGGCUAAAGGAGGAAAGGAAGGAAAUGGGGCCCAGGGUGGAUGGUACCUGGCCCUGGCUCAGGCCGAAGAAGGACGGCUGGUGCUGACUCGGCUGGUAAGGUGGACCAGAGGGGACAAGGAGUUGAAGAAGUUCAUCAGAGCUCUCCUUAAACAGCCCUGUCCAGUGCUGUAGUCACCACAAUCCUGCCUGGUGGACGUUGCAAAAUCCAGAGUAUUUACCAAAGAAUGAAUGAGGAACACAUCAUUGAAUAAAUCCCUCAUUUUUAGAUUCAAUGCAAGUCAACCAGUGACGUUCAUAGAUAUCUGCAAAUCUGCAUUCUUGCCACUUUCUGGAUGAAUUUUCCCUGAUUAACUGCUAAAUGCCACACACUGAAUAACCAAUAAAUCUUUAAAACUUAAGUAUAUAUUAUUUUGUGUCAUAUUGAGCUGUUACCAAAUGUAUCAUUACAUCAUGAUUACCAGUAUUCACCAUGUUUGCAAUCGCUCUAGUAAGAGAGAGCAUCAUUUUUGCAAAGAGUUUUAGGUUUUGAAUGACAAAAAAAACAGAGAGCUGAUGUUUGUGUAUGUCACUGUAAAGCUUAGGUGAUCCCAGCUGUGGAAAUAUUUCUGAAUCUUUUUUUUGAUAUUUUUGUGUACAUUUAUGUAUAUAGAAGAGACAAAAUAGUUUUGGUAAUAGACUGAUCUCAUCAUAUUUUCUAGUGAUACACAUCUGGGGUGAAGCAGUGUAAUUGUUGUUAUUCUCUGUCAUGAUAAAAAUAUUUUUCUCAUACUCUACUACCUAUCUUAUCACAACGUUGUAAUAUUUUUAUACUCAUACAUGGUUUUCUUUGAUCAUUUUGCAUCACAGAAGCUCAAGUUGCUGUAGAUGGAUGAGUGGAAAGACGAGGGAUUGAUUAUCUUGUUAGGAUGCUAUAAUAUCAAGUCACGUCAUAAGAGAGGCACUGAAUAUACAGACAGGACAGGAAAUGUGACGUGAUGCGAAAAAUAAAUAAUUUAGAUUUGG
This is a messenger RNA of Scophthalmus maximus (turbot), 2454 nucleotides long. RefSeq names its product secreted frizzled-related protein 2 like (gene sfrp2l). Gene Ontology annotation, biological process: negative regulation of canonical Wnt signaling pathway; canonical Wnt signaling pathway; non-canonical Wnt signaling pathway. NCBI's taxonomy places the organism in Eukaryota, Metazoa, Chordata, Actinopteri, Pleuronectiformes, Scophthalmidae. The transcript is spliced from 3 exons. Gene Ontology annotation, molecular function: Wnt-protein binding. The coding region runs from base 601 to 1623 and encodes 340 amino acids. The record is from RefSeq and is a predicted model, not a curated record.